AUGGAUCACCUCACACCUCCCAACAAUGUGACUGGAUUUAUUCUCUUGGGACUCACGCAGACUCCACACUUGCAGAAAAUACUUUUUGUGGUCUUUUUGUUCAUUUUUCUAUUUACUGUGCUGGCCAAUCUGCUCAUUGUCAUUACCAUCUCCCUCAGCCCCACACUUUCAGCUCCCAUGUAUUUCUUUCUCACUUACUUGUCCUUUAUAGAUGCAUCCUACACUUCUGUGACCACCCCCAAAAUGAUCAUCGACCUGCUGUACCAGAGGAGAACCAUUUCCUUGGGCGGCUGCCUGACUCAGCUCUUUGUGGAACACUUUCUGGGAGGAUCAGAGAUCAUCCUCCUCAUUGUCAUGGCCUAUGAUCGCUAUGUAGCUAUCUGUAAGCCCCUGCACUACACGACCAUCAUGCGACCGGGGCUCUGCCACCUCCUGGUGGUAGUGGCGUGGAUAGGGGGGAUCCUGCAUGCCACCGUGCAGAUCCUUUUCAUGGUCAACUUGCCCUUCUGUGGUCCCAAUGUGAUUGACCAUUUCAUGUGUGAUCUCUUCCCUCUGCUGAAACUUGCCUGCAGUGACACCUACAUGCUGGGAAUGGUGGUGGCAGCCAACAGUGGGGCCAUGUGCUUGCUCAUUUUUUCCAUGCUACUCCUCUCCUACAUAGUCAUCCUGAGCUCCCUGAAAUCCCAUGGCUCCAAAGGUCAGCACAAAGCCCUCUCAACGUGUGGCUCCCCCUUUACUGUAGUUGUGCUCUUUUUUGUGCCUUGCAUAUUCACCUACAUGCGUCCUGUAGUCACCUACUCUGUGGACAAGUUGGUGACUGUGUUCUUUGCAAUCCUCACUCCCAUGUUGAAUCCUAUCAUUUACACAGUGAGAAACACAGAGGUGAAAAAUGCCAUGAGGAGUCUGUUGAAGAGGAGGAUAACUUAG
Messenger RNA from Lontra canadensis (Northern American river otter), 927 nucleotides. RefSeq names its product olfactory receptor 140-like. The coding region runs from base 1 to 927 and encodes 308 amino acids. NCBI's taxonomy places the organism in Eukaryota, Metazoa, Chordata, Mammalia, Carnivora, Mustelidae. The record is from RefSeq and is a predicted model, not a curated record. Gene Ontology annotation, cellular component: membrane. Gene Ontology annotation, biological process: G protein-coupled receptor signaling pathway. The transcript has a single exon. Gene Ontology annotation, molecular function: olfactory receptor activity; G protein-coupled receptor activity.